Molecule: messenger RNA, 973 nt
Organism: Tauraco erythrolophus (red-crested turaco)
Lineage: Eukaryota; Metazoa; Chordata; Aves; Musophagiformes; Musophagidae
Source: RefSeq, a predicted model, not a curated record
AUAUACCUCUUUACUUCGCCCUUUCUCUAUAGGAAAACGAGAUUCCUGCAAAGAGAUCAAAGACUACUGGAAAUGAGGUCCUGUUUAAUAUGAUUGUAGAAGUGCCUCGUUGGACAAAUGCAAAAAUGGAGAUUGCCACUGAGGAGCCAUUGAAUCCCAUUAAACAAGAUAUAAAGAAAGGCAAGCUUCGAUAUGUGGCAAAUAUCUUUCCUCACAAGGGUUAUAUAUGGAAUUAUGGUGCCCUCCCACAGACCUGGGAAGAUCCAAACCAUACAGAUAACGUUACAGGAUUCUGUGGGGAUAACGAUCCUCUUGACGUUUGUGAAAUAGGUUCAAAGAUUCGUUCUUCUGGUGAGGUUGUUCAGGUGAAGGUUUUGGGUGUUUUAGCUCUUGUUGAUGAAGGAGAGACAGAUUGGAAAAUAAUUGCCAUCAGUGUGGAUGACCCAGAAGCUCAGAAAAUCCAUGAUAUUGAUGAUGUCAAGAAGCACAAACCAGGUUACCUUGAGGCUACAGUUGACUGGUUCCGUUUAUACAAAGUCCCUGAUGGUAAACCGGAAAAUCAGUUCGCUUUUAAUGGAGAAUUUAAAGACAAGGAUUUUGCUGUUGAAAUUAUUAAAUCCACUCAUGAAUACUGGAAAGCUUUGCUUCAUAAAAAAGCUGAUGGAGGUACUAUCAAGUGCACAAAUGUUCUGAUGAGUGGCAGCCCUUUUUGUUGCAGUGAGGAGGAUGCCCGAUCAAUUGUGCAGUCGGCACCAGUGCCUGUGAAUGGAAAUUCUGUUUCCCCAGAAGUUGAUUCCUGGCACUUUUUUCCCAAGUGAUCGUCAAAGUGUUCUGAAGCUGCAUCAUCAAAUGUUGAAGUCAUCCCUUUUUUGAAGACAGGAAAAAGCACUAAUUGUUGAGUUCCUGUUGAAACAACUUUUCAACUCGUGUAAACCUUCUCUCCUGUAAAUAAACACUGACGUUACAAAAUGAA